AUGGCGACGCCGCCAUUGGAUCAUUACAAGGACAUCGAUGCACAAAUAGAUCAGCUCCUGCAGUGCAAACCGCUGUCGGAGGCGGAGGUCCAGGCUCUGUGCGUGAAGGCUCAGGGAAUUUUCGUCGAGGAGUCCAACGUCCAGCCCGUGAAAUGCCCCGUGACGGUUUGCGGCGACAUUCAUGGCCAGUUCCAGGACCUGGUGGAGCUGUUCCGGAUCGGUGGGAACUGCCCAGACACUAACUACCUCUUCAUGGGCGACUAUGUGGACCGCGGCUAUCACUCUGUGGAGACGGCCUCGCUCCUAGUCGCACUUAAGGUGCGGUACAGGGACCGGAUCACCAUCCUGCGCGGCAACCACGAGAGCAGGCAGAUCACCCAGGUCUACGGCUUCUACGACGAGUGCCUGCGAAAGUAUGGCACUGCCAACGUCUGGAAGUACUUCACCGACCUCUUUGACUACCUUCCCCUGACUGCGCUCGUGGAGAACCAGAUUUUCUGCCUCCAUGGUGGGCUGAGCCCCACCCUGGACACCCUGGACCACAUCCGCGGCCUGGACCGGGUGCAGGAAGUCCCCCACGAGGGGCCCAUGUGCGACCUGCUCUGGUCCGACCCCGACGACCGGUGCGGGUGGGGCAUCUCGCCGCGCGGCGCAGGGUACACCUUUGGCCAGGACAUCAGUGAGCACUUCAACCAGGCCAAUGGACUGAGCCUGGUGGCACGCGCUCAUCAGCUCGUGAUGGAGGGGUACAACUGGUGCCACGAUCAAAACGUGGUCACGAUCUUCUCGGCGCCGAACUACUGCUACAGGUGCGGCAACAUGGCGGCAAUCAUGGAGGUGGACGAGACCAUGGUGAAAACCUUCUCGCAGUUUGACCCUGCACCACGGCGAGGCGAGCCGGAGGUCACUCGUCGCACGCCCGAUUACUUCUUGUGA
Molecule: messenger RNA, 936 nt
Organism: Auxenochlorella protothecoides
Lineage: Eukaryota; Viridiplantae; Chlorophyta; Trebouxiophyceae; Chlorellales; Chlorellaceae
Product: Serine/threonine-protein phosphatase PP2A-2 catalytic subunit
Exons: 6
Coding region: 1-936 (311 amino acids)
Biological process (GO): mitotic cell cycle; peptidyl-serine dephosphorylation
Cellular component (GO): cytosol
Molecular function (GO): protein serine/threonine phosphatase activity
Source: RefSeq, a predicted model, not a curated record